UGUCAACAACAACAUUACAUCUCCAUCCGCUGAAUCACCAUGAGUCACUUGCCCGUGAUUGCGGUGGUUGACGACGAGCUCGUACGCGCGACGCACGGAUUGACCGACUUGGUGUCGCGCCCCGCCAUUGAACUCAAGGCAUGUUAUGGCGUGCCGGCUUCACCGAACGGUACGGACGCAGCCUGCGACGUGGCGAUGAACGGGACACCACAUCUGAACCGCGCAGAGGUGCUCGUAGGGGAGGCGCUCAACAAAGCGCUGGCAGAGAACCCCGACGGGGUUGAGGUCAGGUGGCCGUUCGCGCCCGCGGACACGAUCGAUUGGGAAGGCCGCGAGAUCGUACUCCUGCAGAUGUACGCGAUGCUCAACAUCAAGCCGAACAACAACACCCAUCCACUCCUCCUCGUCCCACCUGCGUCAUCCCCGACCCUCCCCCUGUCAGAACAGGAGCUUUACGCCCAGAUGGUGUUCGAGAAUCUGAAUGCGCCGCAAUUCGCACUGUUCCCUAACUCGAUAGUCUCGCUGCUCGGGUUAAACGCGACGACAGGCAUUGUCCUGCACAUUGGUCGCAGCACGUCCACUGUGGCCAUCGUCGUUGACUCGAUCGUGCGGUGGGAGUGCGCCACGAGCGUUGACAUUGGAGAACUCGACUGCGAGGCCUAUCUCGAAAGCCUUCUGCUCGCAGAUGACAGACUUGACAAGGAGCUGAAGAAGGCCGCUGGUGUUGAGUCCUUCGCGCCCAGGCAAAAGGAAAAGUACAUCCGCGAGAUCCAGGAGUUCAUCUUCGCCGAGUGCACUGGGGACGACAUUGAGGUGCCCUUGCCGAAGGGUGUCGGACAGAAGACCGUCGAGGUUGCAGGCAAGGCUGAAAAAGAGGACGAGGGUUUCGACGUCGCGAAGAAGCUAACUGCGGAUGUAGUGCCCCCACCGCAGAUUGCGAACUCGCACAAGUCUAAGAAGCAACAGGCGCAGAUGCUGGCCGCAGCUCAGUCGAAGGCGCAGGCGGCAGCGGAUGCGGCUAUUGCAGCCGACAUCAUCACCAUCUCGAUCCCGUCUCUGCCUGAGAAGGAGAUCAUUAUUGGACAGGUACGGCAUCGUCUGGCUGACCCGUUACUUAAGGGCAAAACGCCCGGUGGUGACACUGUGUGGGAGGCAAUCGGGCGCGCGGUGGAGAGCUCGGCGCUUAAUGGCUUCGAGCGCGUGGCGGUAUGGGACGGUCUCGCAGUGGUGGGCGACAUGGCACGCUUCAAGUCGCUCCCCAUCGCCGUCGCGACGUACGUCAGCCCAUACCUCCUCUCAUCAUCCGACCUGCCAUCAGACUCGCAGCCGGCGCGUGUUAAGCUGCUCUCCAUACCAGAGUACUUUGCCAACUACAAAGGAGCGACCGGCGACCUUGCGCCCUUCUUGGGCGCGAGCAUGGUGGCCAAGCUCGCGUUUAACGAGAGCCAGGGCAAGCACUACGUGUCCAAACUUGACUACAAUUCGCAUGGCCCGUCGUGCAUUCAUGGCGUGUGGCCUGAGGCGUAGAAGGUAGUAGAUUACAGAUGUAACGGUUAUUGUAGC
Cutaneotrichosporon oleaginosum is the source of this 1563-nucleotide messenger RNA. RefSeq lists its product as uncharacterized. NCBI's taxonomy places the organism in Eukaryota, Fungi, Basidiomycota, Tremellomycetes, Trichosporonales, Trichosporonaceae. The record is from RefSeq and is a predicted model, not a curated record.